AACAAUUAAAUUACAAAAAAAAACAAAAGUUUUGCAAAUUGGCAUAAGAUUUAUUUAUUUUAUAUUUUCCAUAGAAUUUUAAAGUUAUUUUUGCAACCAAAAUGAUAAUUUUUGGAGUGUAUAUAGUAAGCAAAUCUGGUGGUCUUAUCUUCAAUCUAGACAAUAAUGUGCCGCGUAUUGAAAACGAAAGAACAUUUAGCUAUCCCUUAGAUCUGGUCCUUGAUUAUGAUCCUAAGAAAGUUUCAGUUGUUUUUAAUCAAAAAGAUGGAAUAAAUGUUGGACAUGUCUUAGUAGCAAUCAAUGGAGUAGCAGCGAAUGGUGGGACUCUGGAAGAUGGGCGUGAUGUUAAGACAGUGAUAGAAGCAAAAGAGAACUACCCACUAAAUUUGAAAUUCACUCGUCCCAAAAUGACCACAAACGAGAAAAUAUUCCUAGCGAGUAUGUUCUAUCCUCUGUUCGCCAUUGCCAGUCAGCUAAGUCCAGAGCUUAAGAGUUCUGGAAUUGAGGUGCUAGAAGCCGAUACAUUUACGUUGCACUGCUUUCAAACUUUAACAGGAGUUAAAUUCAUUAUGGUAUCCGAGACAGGCCUAACUGGAAUGGACACCCUACUUAGAAAAAUCUACGAACUUUACUCAGAUUUUGUUCUGAAAAAUCCUUUCUAUUCACUCGAAAUGCCUAUAAGAUGUGAACUAUUCGAUCAAAAACUACAAAGUUUACUCGAUACAGUGGAGAAGACAGGACUAAAUAAUUUAGAUAAAUAAUAAGUUGUAUUUGUAAAAUAAUUGGGUGCAAUUUAGUUACUUUUGAUGAUUCCAAAAAACAAACACAAAUUAAAUAUAUACAUGUUAAAGAAUUA
Messenger RNA from Eupeodes corollae, 856 nucleotides. It is a transcript of the gene Trs23, whose product is annotated as trafficking protein particle complex subunit 4. NCBI's taxonomy places the organism in Eukaryota, Metazoa, Arthropoda, Insecta, Diptera, Syrphidae. The coding region runs from base 102 to 761 and encodes 219 amino acids. Gene Ontology annotation, cellular component: TRAPP complex. The transcript is spliced from 3 exons. The record is from RefSeq and is a predicted model, not a curated record. Gene Ontology annotation, biological process: endoplasmic reticulum to Golgi vesicle-mediated transport.